Messenger RNA from Frieseomelitta varia, 1373 nucleotides. RefSeq names its product diphthine methyltransferase. Lineage: Eukaryota; Metazoa; Arthropoda; Insecta; Hymenoptera; Apidae. Gene Ontology annotation, molecular function: protein binding. Bases 163 to 1245 code for a protein of 360 amino acids. The transcript is spliced from 5 exons. The record is from RefSeq and is a predicted model, not a curated record.
GAUGCGUGCACAUGCACAUCGUUCUGCGAAGAAAAACAGUGGAAUAUAGAAAUCAAUAGAUUUAAGAAUUUAUUGAGCAUUACGCUUAAUUUUUAUUUGUACAUAUUUAUUUGCUGCGUAAAAUUUUGCUAGUCUAUUCAUUGAGAUUACGCAACGUCAAGUAUGUUCCGUACUUUGGAUAUUUUCGAUACAGAAUUUUGUGCCGAUUCGGUUGAAUGGUGCCCGAUAGAUUUCUUCAGAGAUAUAUUUGUUUGUGGAACGUAUCAAUUAAUGAAAGACGAAAAUUUAACGUCGAACGUUUCGCCAAAACGUUUUGGAAGAAUUUAUUUAUUUCAAAUUGUGCAAAACGGACGCUUAGUGUUGCUGCAAGUAUUAGAAGUACCUGCUGUAUUGGAUAUGAAAUGGGCGCAUGUUACGUUUCAAAAUAAAAUCUUGCUCGGUGUCGCAAACUCUUUAGGGUACUUGCAAAUUUAUCAGCUUAAAAGUGACAACGAGAACAAAAGUUUGGAUUUAUUAAUCCAAAAGAGAAUUGCUGACAAAGAUGAAGUACUUGCAUUAUCAUUAGAUUGGUGCACCGGAAGAUUGGCCAAUGAAAUCAAUUUAAAAAUAGUGGUUAGCGAUUCGAAAGGUUUCGUAUCAUUGUUUGAAUUAAGUGAAAAUGAACUUAAUAAAAUUAAUUCAUGGUCUGCGCAUGGAUUCGAAGCGUGGAUAGCAGCAUUUGACUAUUGGGACACAAAUAUAAUAUACAGCGGUGGUGAUGACUGUAAAUUUCAAUGUAUCGAUACAAGAAUCGGAAUUUGUGCUUCAAAUAAAGUUCACAGUGCAGGUGUUACCAGUAUUCACAGUAACGCGACGAGAGAAUUUUUAAUAUCAUCUGGAAGUUACGAUGAAAUAUUGAGAUUAUGGGACACGAGAAACUUGAAACAGCCAAUUUCAGACAUUAAUCUUGAUGGCGGUGUUUGGCGUUUAAAAUGGGAUCCCUUCGAACGGAAACAUUUGUUAGCAGCUUGCAUGUAUGGUGGAUUUAGAAUCGUCGACUGCGAUAAGACAGAAAUACCGUCUGUUGUUGGCGAGUAUAACGAACACGAAAGUAUAGCGUACGGGUGCGAUUGGUGUUUUUUGAAUAGCAAAGAAAUAUCAGAACAAAUACUUGAGAAAGAAACGCGAAAUGCAUUUUUAAUAACUACUUGUUCCUUCUACGACCACGUUCUAAAAUUAUCCGCGUUAUAUUUAAAGGAUAACUGAAGAAUUCUCAACAGAAAAGGAAUAAAAUUUUAUAUAUCUAUAAAAGGUUAAAUUUCAAGAAAUACGAGGCAUGCGCAGAAAAAGUUGAAGGAUCCUAGGCGUUGCGUCGCGUCGUGUCGCGCUAUUCG